AUGCUAAUGACACUGAGGACUCGCUUCUUCAAUCUCCAUCUCACUUCACUCUUACCUUCUCCAUCUCAAAGAACCCCUCCAUUUUCUCUCUCUUCCCGAACCUCUCUAUCUCAUUCAACCUUUAAGAACCCAAUUCCUAACCCUCUCUCUUCUCACCAUGUCUCAGCUACAAAGACCCCAAAACAUCUUCUCUCCGACGCCGCCAAGUUCGUCCGAACCGUCCUAUUCGUGCCACCUGGUGUGAACCCAGAUGAGGUUACAGACGACAUGAUGUUACCCGGUUCGAACAUCGUGAUCGGACCCUUUGUCGGUGACGCCAAAAUUAGAGAUGUUGAGUUUGUUAAGAGUAGUAAUCGUCCCAAGGACUGUCCCAAGGAUGACCGGCCAGAGUUUGCGAUGCUGGGCCGGUCCAAUGUUGGCAAGUCUUCAUUGAUUAAUGCUCUGGUUCGCAAGAAAGAAGUUGCUCUAACCUCCAAAAAACCAGGGAAGACUCAGCUGAUUAAUCAUUUCCUGGUUAACAAAAGUUGGUACAUUGUGGAUUUGCCUGGUUAUGGGUGAGUCUUAGUUUGUUCAAAAUUGCGACCUUUUUAUUUCUCUUCAUGGUUUAAGAAUGUGAGCUUUACAAACUUUUGGGCUUUCAGUUAUGGUAAUGAAUGUAUGGUGGUGUGUUGGACUUGGGUUUGUAGCUAAUGAUGGGUUGCUUCUUAUGUUCACUUCGUAGGGUUUUCUGUAUACGAAUGCAUUCAAGUUGUCAAUUCAGAAAACAAUCAAGUUUUAACCCCGAAGGACAGUUUUUGAAAUUAGCGAG
Messenger RNA from Ilex paraguariensis (yerba mate), 808 nucleotides. The record is from the annotation of a GenBank genome assembly. NCBI's taxonomy places the organism in Eukaryota, Viridiplantae, Streptophyta, Magnoliopsida, Aquifoliales, Aquifoliaceae.